AUGGAUACCUCAAUCCCAUUGUGGCAAAAGCGAAUGGAGGAGUUGCGAGUGUCCGGUGAGAAUUUUGCGGCGAUCAACGGGGAAAAGGAGGCGCAACUCGCGAAGAACUUCGGAAUGCUGGAGAUGCUGGCGACGAAGGGCAAAGCGGCCAAAGGGCAAAAGGAGAAGGCUCGAUCGGAUCAGGUGAAGAACUCGGCUGGUGGUUUCGUUUUCGCCGUCUCUGACGUGACCCGAGUUAGGCGAUUCUUGAUUUUGGGAACGGACGGCGGAACGUAUUACUCAAAGGAGAAGACCCUCCGAAUGGAAAACCUCUCUGCGAUGAUCAAGAUCAUCGACCAAGGAAAUGCUCACAUGAUCCUCACUGAAGUCCGCGCGAUUUCGGUGGCCGGCAGAAAUCCCCGCCAAGACCCUUUGAUGUUCACAUUGGCUCUUUGUGCUAGAUAUCGAGUCUGUGAUGUGAACGAGAAGAAAGUAGAUCAACGAGCGCUCACCGCCACCUACAAGGCCUACCUCAACGCGAUGCACCGUGCCGCUCUUUCAAUCGUCAACGAUGUUUGUCGAAUCCCCACUCAUCUCUUCCAAUUCGUUGAGUACUGUGAGCUCGUCUCGCAACAAACCGCCGGUAAUAAAGAACGCAAGUCGACUGGAUGGGGACGAGCGAUGAGAGACACGAUUGCUAGAUGGUACACUGCUAAAAAACCCGAUCAGCUGGCGAUGGCGGUCACCAAGUACCAACAGAGGGAAGGAUGGUCACACAGGGAUCUCUUCAGACUCAGCCAUCCAAAGGUCGCCGUAAAAACUGACGACCCAUCAUUGCUUGAGCUCGAGCAAAUCUACCACUUCAUCGCCAAGGGAGCGCUGCAGACAAGAAAGAGAAGACUCUCUGUGGACGAACAAGUGGAAUCAAAGAAGAAGUACACUGAGGAUCAGCUUGAUCAAGAGGACAACUCGAGCGCCCUGGACCUUAUCGAGACGUUCAAGUCGCUAAAAGGAAACACCGAGGAAUACCUCGUCGUUGAUGCAAUUCGUGCACAUGGUCUCGUCCGUGAGCACAUCCCCUCGGAACAUCUCAAUUCAAUUGCCGUCUGGGAGGCUUUACUCGACAAAAUGCCUAUGACCGCACUCAUCAGAAAUCUCGGAAAGAUGCAAGCGAUCAAUUUAAUUAAGGGGGACAAGAUCACAAAGUUGUGCAAGAAGCUCGGGGACGAGGGGGCAAUCCGCGCGUCGAGAGUUCACCCAAUCCAGGUCUUGAUGGCUCACGAGAUCUAUUCGCGUGGACGCGGAGACAAGGGAAGCCUCUCGUGGCACCCAAAUCCAACGAUCACAUCGGCCAUCGAGAAGGCUUUCUACCUCUCCUUCCAAAACGUCACCCCCACCGGAAAAAGAAUCUGCUUUGCUUUCGAUGUCUCUGGAAGUAUGAAUUCUCAAAUCAUGGACUCUUGUCUCACUUGCCGAAAGGCCUCUGUGGCGAUGGGAAUGGUCGGGCUGAGAACGGAAAAAGAGGUGGAAGUGGUGGCUUUCUGUGGUGACCUCGUCGAGAUUCCAUUCGAUCGAUCGUGGACUCUCGAGCAGACUUGCCAGUACUUCGAUGGAUUGCAUUUCGGAACCACCGAUUGCGCUCAGCCAAUGCUGUGGGCGACGAAGAACAAGAAGAAGUUCGACUGUUUCUGCGUCUUCACGGAUAAUGAGACCUAUUUCGGAAAGGUGCACCCCUACCAGGCCUUGCGAGAUUACCGAAAGGCGUCGGGCAUCGAAGACGCCAAGUUGAUCGUUUUCGGCAUGACCGCCACCAAUUUCUCUAUCGCCGAUCCAAAUGACGCGGGAAUGCUCGACGUUUGCGGCUUCGAUGCGGCUCUUCCCGAGAUUAUGGCCAGCUUCAUCCGCGGAGAUUUG
Molecule: messenger RNA, 1893 nt
Organism: Mesorhabditis belari
Lineage: Eukaryota; Metazoa; Nematoda; Chromadorea; Rhabditida; Rhabditidae
Source: the annotation of a GenBank genome assembly